Molecule: messenger RNA, 1662 nt
Organism: Homarus americanus (American lobster)
Lineage: Eukaryota; Metazoa; Arthropoda; Malacostraca; Decapoda; Nephropidae
Product: circumsporozoite protein-like
Exons: 2
Coding region: 690-1373 (227 amino acids)
Source: RefSeq, a predicted model, not a curated record
AGGUUUUGUAUUAACGAGUUGAAGAGAUCAUACAUCUAUCUGUACAGCCAAACCAUGAAUAUUUAUUGACUAAUUAUUUACUAAAAUUUAUUUUGGGGUUGAUGAUAAUAUCGAUGAUUUUUCAUUUGUUUUAUUAUUACAGAAGCAGCGUGACCGGAGAGAACUAUAGUUUCUCACGGUAUUAAAUGGUUCUUCUUACAGUCACUUCCUACUAGUGUUGACCCUCCAUCCAGUCUGUUAUGUAACCUUUUCGAUCUUGUUCCUGUUGUUAGUGGCCGAGUGUUCCAUCACAUCCACCUUUUAACUGUAACCCUUUACCCCUCCAGGCUGGUAAUGGCGCUGGUUAUGGUGAUGCAGCUGAAAUUAUCGUCACCACCAAACCACCAGACAACAAUAACAAUACCAAUAACACUGCAAUAAUAAUCGGGGCGUCUGUUGGCGGUGUGUUGCUUGUUGUGAUACUCGUGGCUUCCAGCGUUUAUGUUUACAGAAACAAGUCAAGGAAAACUCCCCCAAUCUCCAGGAAGGAUACCCUAUUGGAACGAAGUCAAAAUAUUUACUCUCAAUAUCCAGAUCCGUAUGUGAACGAGCAACAAACUCCCGGGAAUAAGGAAUCUUUAUCCCACGAACAAGGACCUAGGGAAGACAUUGCCUUGGACGAAAUAAAUAUUAAGAGACCUAAUUCAAGCAUGUUCACCGAAGAAAUCACACCAGCAAGAAAUAAUGCUGUAGAAAGACGCCCAUCACAGACGCCACGUGGAGUAAUUAAUGACAGUGGACUGAGACGCAUAUCAGAAUCAUAUGAUAUACGCCCAGGAGGUCAGAAUGAAAUGGCACAAAGACGCGCAUCAGAAACACCUGAGGGUCUUAAGGGGCAGUAUAACAAUGCACAAAGGCGAUCAACAAUGUUUGAAGGCCGGCCUGUAGGUCAGGGCUACAAUGCGCAAAGGCGAGCAUCAAUGUUUGAAGGCCGGCCUGUAGGUCAGGGCUACAAUGCACAAAGGCGAGCGUCAAUGUUUGAAGGCCGGCCUGUAGGUCAAGGCUACAAUGCACAAAGGCGAGCAUCAAUGUUUGAAGGCCGGCCUGUAGGUCAGGGCUACAAUGCGCAAAGGCGAGCAUCAAUGUUUGAAGGCCGGCCUGUAGGUCAGGGCUACAAUGCGCAAAGGCGAGCAUCAAUGUUUGAAGGCCGGCCUGUAGGUCAGGGCUACAAUGCGCAAAGGCGAGCAUCAAUGUUUGAAGGCCGGCCUGUAGGUCAGGGCUACAAUGCACAAAGGAGAGCAUCAAUGUUUGAAGGCCGGCCUGUUGGUAAGAAGUAUAAAGUACAAAGACGAGCAUCAGAUAAAGUUGAGACACGCUCUGGUGGCCAGAAAUAACAAUGCACAAAGAAGCAUAUCUGCUAAAUGGAGUGUGUAGAGGUGACCAAAGUCAUACCUACCCUGACAUAUAUCGGUGAUGCAGGAAAAUUACUCUCGUGUUUUCAAAUAUUAAAAACUGAAUGUAAAGGGUCCAGUAAUGAUAAACUCUACUUUGUCAAACUCUUCAACAGACAUUACUUUGACGUUUGAUGUAUUUCUUCAAUAAUUCCCAGACGAGUCAAUACAUCAUUACAGUGUUAAGUUUUAUUGCUGUCUUCAGUGAAAAAGUUAAAGGUAAAAGCUGAGA